Neolamprologus brichardi is the source of this 3090-nucleotide messenger RNA. The record is from RefSeq and is a predicted model, not a curated record. Lineage: Eukaryota; Metazoa; Chordata; Actinopteri; Cichliformes; Cichlidae.
AGCUCUUAGGUGAAGCAAAAAAGCAGGAAGUUCACACAACAAUAACAGCAGUUUGGAAACUUUUUUAAUCUCUAAACCUCUCCCGGCUGUAACUUUUUAUAUUUAUAUUUUUUAACAACUCUCUUGAUUUAGUGUGAAUUAUAAUUUAAUGAUUUGUGGAGCCUGGUGUCCCGGCAGUAUGGAACUAUUCCAGCACCGUUUGUUUACAUGGUGAAUCAGCUGACAAGCUAAUGUUAGCAGCCUAGCUUUUAAAAUUGGAGUCAUAUGAGCUGGUUGUUAUCAAGUAGCUUUGUCCUCAUGAAUGAAUCGCUACGUUAGAGAAGGAGUCGACAUACGUUUACACAUUAUUAAAUAAUUGUUUUAGAGUCGUGGUUAACCGAUAGGAGAGUAACAGUAUGCUAAGCUAACGUAAAGUGCGUGUUGAAGUGUUGAAGACGUUGGUUCAGGUCUUUAGUAAAAGAAAGGGGUGCCCUGCAGUAUCUCUGUGUAAGAUGCCGUGUUCCUGUGGGAACUGGAGAAGAUGGAUCCGGCCAUUGGUCGUUGUGCUGUACAUCUUGUUGCUCUUAGUGGUCCUGCCGUUGUGCAUCUGGGAACUGCAGAAGUCAAAGGUUGGCACUCAUAACAAAGCAUGGUUCAUCGCUGGGAUUUUUGUCUUCAUGACCAUACCCAUAUCAUUAUGGGGCAUCCUCCAGCAUCUAGUGCAUUAUACUCAGCCAGAGCUUCAAAAACCUAUCAUCAGGAUAUUGUGGAUGGUUCCAAUCUACAGCUUGGACAGUUGGAUUGCACUGAAAUACCCCAGUAUAGCAAUAUAUUUUGACACAUGCAGGGAGUGCUACGAGGCGUAUGUCAUUUACAACUUCAUGACGUUCUUGCUUAACUACCUGGAAAACCAGUACCCCAACCUGGUGUUGAUGCUGGAGGUUCAGGAGCAGCAGAAACACCUGCCUCCCCUCUGCUGCUGCCCACCGUGGCCAAUGGGAGAGGUUCUGCUGCUGAGAUGUAAGCUGGGAGUGUUGCAGUACACAGUAGUAAGACCUGUCACCACAAUCAUUGCUUUAAUCUGUCAGCUGUGUCGAGUGUACGAUGAAGGCAACUUCAGUUUCAAAAACGCAUGGACAUACCUGGUGAUCUUCAACAAUAUGUCACAGCUGUUUGCCAUGUACUGCCUGGUGCUCUUCUACAAGGCUUUGAGAGAGGAGCUGAAUCCAAUCAAACCAGUCGGCAAAUUCCUGUGUGUGAAAAUGGUGGUGUUCGUCUCUUUCUGGCAAGCUGUGGUCAUUGCUUUGCUGGUUAAAGUGGGCAUUAUCUCAGAGAAGCGCACAUGGGACUGGCAAAGUGUGGAAGCUGUAGCUACUGGCUUACAGGAUUUCAUCAUAUGUGUGGAGAUGUUUCUCGCAGCCAUUGCCCAUCACUUUAGCUUCACCUACAAACCUUACGUGCAGGAGGCCGAAGAAGUGUCUUGUUUUGACUCUUUCAGGGCAAUGUGGGACAUCUCCGAUGUCAGAGCAGAUAUUUCUGAACAAGUCCGCAAUGUUGGAAGAACAGUUAUGGGUCGUCCGAGAAAGUCCUACUUCAAUGAGGCGCAAAGUGAUGGUGAGCGAUCCNGCCUGCUCUCUUCUGCGUCUCAAGAUGCCAUCACCGAAGCAGCUUGUAAUCCAGUUUCUCCUAAGGGUCACUAUCAGGGCCUGGGCAGAACCCCCGCACCGCACUCUUUGUCAGCACCCGCUGGGCUCGGCUCAGCCCUGUGGGAGGAAGGGUGUGAGGCUAGACCUGAAGAAACCCAGGAUGAAGAAACUACCAACCAAACCAAAGACCCGACAGAGGCAGAUCUCAUUGUGAUCACCUAGCUUAGGUGUCGCAAACAAACUCUGCCAGACAUGGUUGGGCAGGGCCCAAUUAUAGCCUUGCCACAUUUUUUCAAACGUCAUUGAUGCAAACAAGACAAACUCAUUUAAAAGGGCACAAUGACCAUGUAGUAGUCAAAGUCUAACAAAAACAUGCAAGACAUAAUGGACCGCUUCCAGUGACAGCUUCAAGAAUGUUUGGUGAUUUAAUGGCACUAAAAGACUAGUAAGCAACGUCAUUUUGCUGUUUUAUGUUUUAUUAGAGAGUAGGCUAAGCUAGAAUUGGUUUUACCCAGGAAAGACACAAGAUCAGACAAAACAUGGCUCUCACCGAAGAAUAAGUGAAAUAUGGAGAAAUGUUUUCCAAAAAUGAAACUAUACAAUUUUAUGUGUCAUUCAUGCCGUAAUCUCAGAUGUGACAGAAGAGGGAAAUAUGCAACCUUUUAAACUGAAUAUCAUGCUUUUACUGGUUUUUGAAAAACUGAAAACCUGCACUACUAUAACUACAGAUAUCUGCUGUCGUUUCGUUCUAACUAGUCGAUUCAGAGGGAAGAAAAGAGCAACACGAUCUUGUACCACAGUUAACUGUGGUACAAUGAUGUGUACAUCACUAGAAAAGGGGUCAUAACUGACAAUAUCACACAGUAUCAGUAUAAAUGUAGUAUACUCCAUUUCAGAAGAGUAUGAAUAUAUACAAUUAAACAAUCCUAGUAUUAUUAAAAUCACAAUUCAGUUUUAAAAAGUACAAUCAACACCUCCUGGUUGGCUCUUAUCUAUGCUUUAAUGCGUACAGCUUACUCGACAGUUAAUAGAAUCCGCUAGUCUUCGCAGAUGCCUUGUUCUGUGUGCUGUGUAACUAGUCUGUUUACACAUCCAUGUAGAAUGUGUUUUAUUUUAUUUUUCAAUCUGGGAUCAUUUUUAUUUGGUGAGAUGUUUUCUGUCUCUUGUAAACUGAAAUAAUUUUGCACCUGUUGCACUAAAGCCAUUUGUUUUUCCAUAAAGGAUCCUUCUUUGUGAAUUCACAGAUUUGUUCAGGGAUAUUGCCAUCAUUAAUGUACAGUUUUGGGAUAUCAGUGUGUGGCACAGCGAGGGGUAACUGGCAUCAUGCCUGACUCUGGUAUGUCGCACUGCCUUAUGGGAAUUUCUUUUUCUUUUAAAAUAUGACUGACACAAUUGCAUCAGAUCCGUCGUUCUACAUUUUGAUUUAAUUCCAUCUCAGAUAUCCUCAAUAAAUCAAAAAAAAAUA